Molecule: messenger RNA, 1494 nt
Organism: Penicillium paradoxum
Lineage: Eukaryota; Fungi; Ascomycota; Eurotiomycetes; Eurotiales; Aspergillaceae
Product: bestrophin family protein
Exons: 7
Coding region: 1-1494 (497 amino acids)
Molecular function (GO): chloride channel activity
Source: RefSeq, a predicted model, not a curated record
AUGACCGACGGCUCAGGCGCCCCUCCAGCCGAUGCCCCGGCACCCGCAGCCGCAGUAGACAGCGCUCCUGCGCCAGUGCCCACUGAGGUACGGUCACACGCCGGCCAUCAUGAUGCGCCACCGGUCCAUGAGAAGGAGCAAACCUCCUCUGUUGGACGCAUAACGCCUCGGCCGACCUUCUUGGAGCAUCUAGCUAGCUCGCGAGAGUCGCAAUUCCAGCUUAAUCGACGAGAUUCAAGCGAAUUGGAUCGCUACUUCCAUGGACCCCGCAACAUGGACAAACACUCCAAGUGGCCCAUCAUGAUGCGAAUGCACGGUAGCGUCAUGCCCAAAAUGAUUAUGCCAAUCUUGACCGUCGCCAUUUGGUCGACGGCUGUUACUGUCUUUUCGAAUAAAGUUCACAAUCUUGGUAUCAACAACAUCCUACUCACCGUGCUGGGUUUCGUGGUGGGUUUGGCUCUGUCAUUCCGUAGCUCAACUGCAUAUGAGAGAUGGGCAGACGGACGGAAAUACUGGGCUCAGCUCAUUCAGACGUCGCGCAAUCUAUCACGCACAAUCUGGAUUAACACCGGCGAACGACCAGGCGAAGCAGGAAAAGACGAUCUCCUAAGAAAACUCUCUGCGAUGAAUCUCAUCCUGGCCUUCGCAGUCUCCCUCAAACACAAGCUCCGUUUCGAGCCCGAUAUCGCAUACGAAGAUCUGGCUUGCGUGGCUGGACACCUCGACACUUUCGCUCGUGAUGCUCACGACCGUGAUGUUGUCAACCCCCCUUCCAAGACUGUUUGGAAGUCCGCAGGAGAGUACCUUGGCGUAUCGUUCGCCGAGUCAAACCCUCGCAAGUAUGUCAAGCGAUCCAAGAAGCCUCUCGGACAUCUGCCCCUUGAAAUCCUCAACCACUUGUCUGCGUAUAUCGACUCUUGUGUCGCCAAUGGUACUCUCGUGUCAACUCUGCACCAGGGACAAGCCAUCACAAUGAUGGCCACCCUGAACGAAGUUGUAACCGGCACAGAACGUGUCCUGGAUACUCCUUUGCCCACCGCAUACAGCAUUGCCAUUGCCCAGAUUUCAUGGAUCUAUAUCCUAGUGCUUCCAUUCCAGCUCUAUGCCGUCCUAGAAUGGAUCACCAUUCCAGCAUCGAUUGUUGCCGCCUACAUCAUCCUCGGCUUGGCCACAAUCGGCGCUGAAAUCGAGAAUCCCUUCGGUCACGAUGUCAACGAUCUUCCAUUGGACACCUACUGCCGCCAAAUCGCCAACGAAAUCGACAUGAUGGCUGCCACUCCCCGGCCCGACGUUGACGACUUCAUGCAGCGCGCUGACAACCUCGUUCUGUACCCCCUUAGCCAGCUGGGCUACCCCGACUGGCGAGAGCGCAGCGUAGAAGAUAUCCGCAGCGCGCUUCGCACCAAGCUAGUUAUCAACCCGUCAGGUUCGGAGUCGGAUACAUCUACAAUCAGGGAAAACGUUCGACCGAAGACUACUGAAUCAUCGGUCUGA